GUCCCCUGAGAGCCUAGCUUAGUUGAGAAACAGGCAAGAAUAUCGAAGCUAAUAGGUGCUAGCUAGCUAGCUAAAUUUACCCUAAUAAUAGGCAAACACAUACGGCGAUAGUUGCAAUUUCCAGACGCCAAUGUGUUAAGUUUUGUGGUGUUCAUUUAGCAAAAUGUCAACCCCAGCAAGACGACGUUUAAUGAGGGAUUUUAAACGACUUCAAGAGGAUCCCCCAGCUGGAGUAAGCGGAGCCCCGUCAGAAAAUAAUAUCAUGGUCUGGAAUGCAGUCAUUUUUGGGCCCGAAGGAACUCCUUUCGAAGACGGAACAUUCAAGCUCACGAUAGAAUUUACAGAAGAAUACCCAAAUAAGCCCCCGACAGUUCGUUUUGUCUCAAAAAUGUUUCAUCCAAAUGUAUAUGCAGAUGGUAGUAUAUGUCUGGACAUUCUUCAGAAUCGCUGGAGUCCAACCUAUGAUGUAUCUUCAAUCUUAACCUCAAUACAGUCUCUACUGGAUGAACCAAACCCCAAUAGUCCAGCCAAUAGCCAGGCGGCUCAGCUGUAUCAAGAGAACAAGCGGGAAUACGAGAAGCGAGUUUCAGCCAUCGUAGAACAGAGCUGGCGAGACUGUUGACCCCCAACCCCCCCUCCUCCUCCACAACCCACCUCUCUUCAACUGUUCACCAAGUAUGAACAAACAAUACCCAGCCUUGAUACGAUGGGAGGGCAAGAGUAGGAGUCAGUCAGUCAGUCUGGCCAUACCCAAGAAUAAAAUAAAAAACACACAUCAUGUUUUUGAAUCCUACUCCUGUUACUCUUGUAGACUUGUCUGUUCCUUAGCUGUUUGCGAGGUUUAGAGUGAUGUUGUGUUGUGAUCUCUCACUCUUAUGCAGGAAACCCCCCUGUCUUCUCUCCUCCCUACACCUCCCCUAAAGGCACAGUUAUACCGAACUAAAUGUACCACGUUGUGCCUGGGUUACUUGCAACAACACAUUCUCUUCUUUUUUUUCUUUAACCAUCACCCUGGAAAUUUGAUUUUUUUUUAAUAUAUAUAUUUGCCAUGUUUUUAAUUGGAGUUUGCCCCCUUAAAGAUGCAAGUUUUGUUUCUUUAAAAGUUGCAUUGUUUUGGAGUCAUUUUGAUUUGUUUUUCUCAUAGUUUCCAGUCUGGUGAAUGAGGUGUCACAAAAGCAUCAUGUUUUCUUUGACCCUUCUGUUUG
Messenger RNA from Engraulis encrasicolus (European anchovy), 1205 nucleotides. RefSeq names its product ubiquitin-conjugating enzyme E2A (RAD6 homolog) (gene ube2a). Gene Ontology annotation, biological process: protein polyubiquitination; DNA repair; proteasome-mediated ubiquitin-dependent protein catabolic process. The transcript is spliced from 6 exons. The coding region runs from base 164 to 622 and encodes 152 amino acids. Gene Ontology annotation, cellular component: HULC complex. Gene Ontology annotation, molecular function: ubiquitin conjugating enzyme activity. The record is from RefSeq and is a predicted model, not a curated record. NCBI's taxonomy places the organism in Eukaryota, Metazoa, Chordata, Actinopteri, Clupeiformes, Engraulidae.